Messenger RNA from Aspergillus bombycis, 1209 nucleotides. RefSeq lists its product as uncharacterized. The transcript has a single exon. The coding region runs from base 1 to 1209 and encodes 402 amino acids. Lineage: Eukaryota; Fungi; Ascomycota; Eurotiomycetes; Eurotiales; Aspergillaceae. The record is from RefSeq and is a predicted model, not a curated record.
AUGUUGAGUCGAAGCUCCAGAUUCGCAACAAGCUGCUCAAGACAGCAACUCUACCGCCAAACAAGAACCCCCCUCCGCAAUGCGCGCUGUCGCUACUCCACAUCUACAGAAUCAGGCACGGUGGGCGGUUCCCCCGCCGUAAUCGGCGGUAUCGCCGGUGGAACCGUCACAUUUGUCGCAGGAUGGGUCUGGUACCAAUUCUCCGGGGCGAAGACGUUCGUGCAGACUGCAAACCAAACAGAGACGUACUUCAAGGAGGCCAAGAGGAAGGUCGCCCAGAAGACUCCCGAGCCAGAUGAAGCGUUCGGGUGGUUGAGAGACACGGCCAAGAGCUACGCGUCGUUUAUCCCCGGCGCCAAGGGCUACGUUGAUAAGGCGUUUGAUGACCUGGAGCGCAUCAGACGGAACCAGGGCAAGGAGUUCGAUGAGAUUGUCCGUGAUGCGUACAAUGAUUUGCGGGAGGUCUCGAAGAAGGGUAAGUUUGAUGUGGAUACCGCGGUUAAGGUGCGCGAUGUGCUGGAGAAGCACUUUAAGCGGUUGUAUGAGCUGGCGGGUGAUUCUGCGGAGGAUAUCUUGGAUAAUCAUCCAGAGCUGAAGGAGAAGUUUGGUGGUAGCUUUGAUCGGCUGAAGGAGAUGGGCAGUGCCUAUGGCCCUCAGGCUCAGGAGGAGGUUGAUAAGACUUGGAAGCAGGUUAAGGAUAUUGUCGCCGGUGGUAUUAGUUCUGAUACUAUUGAGAAGAUCCAGAAGGUGGCUAAGGAGAAGGAGGAGAAGCUUCGGAAGCUUGGGAACGAGGCUUGGAAGCGUGGUCUCGAUGAGGCUCAGCCUUACCUUGAGAAGAGUCCGAAGAUCAAGGAGUUUGUUGACAAGAACACAGACGCCUUGAAGAAGGGCAACUACGCGAAGAUCUGGGGCAUGGUCAAGGAGAGUGCCUCCUCGGGAAACACUGAAGACUUGGAAAAGUACGUCAAGGAUCUCACCAGUCAAGCCAAGGAGAGCGGAUUCGGCAACCUGGAUAAACUGUCAAACAUGGUUCCUGGCGGUUCGCAGAUUCUUUCCCAGCUGCAGUCGCUCCAGAAUGCUGCGGAGAAGAAGGGCCCGGAGGCUGAGAAGCUUCUCAAGGAAACUAUCGAUGACCUCCAGGGAGUUUUGUCCGAGAAAGUGAAGAAAGCGGAGCAGCUUGCUGAGGAAACAAAGUCUGAGACCAAGUAA